Mycena citricolor is the source of this 1209-nucleotide messenger RNA. NCBI's taxonomy places the organism in Eukaryota, Fungi, Basidiomycota, Agaricomycetes, Agaricales, Mycenaceae. The record is from the annotation of a GenBank genome assembly.
GUCAAAGGUUACAAUUCGUCCGGGAUCAUUGUUUUCUAAUGACUCGCUUUCCCUGGUGAUCAUGAUCGUGUCAGGGCGCACGGAUCCUAGAAAUGAACGAGGGACAUAGUGCGGUCAGAGAUGACCAAUCUGAUCCAAUUUGGUCCGGCUUGGUUUUUGUGACCAUGAUGUCACACUGACCGCGGCAUCUCAAGGCAUGCCAUUUUGGUCAGGGUCCGCAUCGCAUGUAAACACAGAUAGGAUUCUCUUCCAUCAACCAUCUCCAAUUUCCAAAUGGGUAACUCUACCGAUGCUCCUCACGCUCUGCCUCUCGCGGAAUCUUCGCUCUUUAAUGCCUCCGAUGCGGAUGUUUCCUUCAUCUCCUCCGAUCGCAUCCUCUUCCGCGUCCAUCGAAAGAAUCUAGAGGUGUGCGCGGAGGGAUUCCCGCCGUGUGAUGUCGCGCCGCCGGGCUCGCAGGAGCUCAUCCCGCUGGAGGAGUCGUCUACGACACUUGAGUUGCUGUUCCAGUUCGUCUACCCCCGCCGCCACCCUGGGCUCGACACAGUCAAGUUUGAGGUUCUUGCCCCACUCGCCGAGGCGGCGGAGAAGUACCAAGUGUUCCCUGCGAUGAACAUUUGUCAUUUUCGACUCCGUGAUAUGGGGAAGGAUCACCCUGUUGAGGUGGCCGCAUACGCUGCUAAACACGACUACCCGUACCUACUCGGCGAGAUAGGCCCGAUGAUGAUCAGCAUGCCAGCUAUUGACGUCGCCGACCUGCUCCCGCCGAACUUGUUUCGGCCCUGGACGCGUUACGUGCAGGAGUGGGCUCGGAUCCAUCAGUCUGUCGCACUCAAGCUGCCCACGGGCUACAACCCCCAAUCGGAUGGUGGAUGGUCGGGACACUCCUCGCAGGCAAAGCACGCACAGAAUCAUAGUUGUAGAUCUUGCAGCCGCAACGGGUACAACAACAGCACCUCUUGCAGCUGGCCGCAGCUCAUCGCGGCUGUGCUCCAGAAUUUGGCAGCCGGCGUGCACACGCUUCGUGCGCUAGAUCAUGUCUUCAACAUUCCCGUGGUUCCAAAGGAGAGUAUUUCUGCAUGCUGUCAGUGGGACCUAGCGGACUGGCGGCGCAAGAUCGAAGCCGGAAUCGAGACUAUUCCGAAGUUCGGUACUUUUCUGUAGCUGUUCUCUUUUCACGUUCUGCGUUGCAAACACUUCUUUGAAGGCGCG